CUGUAGUUUCACCUGUGAAGCUGAUGGUGGAGUCAUCUUCCUCUGGAGGCAGGGGUGCCGAGGAAGGCAUACCACCUCCACGCAUCGCAGAUGUUAUAGACAGGCAGGAGAGCAUAAUGCAAGGCAUGUUCUCCCAUACUGGAACAUUGCAGGGAGAGAAAGGCCAAUUGCAGAGCAUCCAGGACCACGACGUUCCAGAGCCAUGUGAUAAGACCACUACCCAGCCAUGUGGCACUAAGCUCCCAAAUGGACAUGGAGGCCACAGUGCACAUAAAUUGACUGAGUGGGACGAUCCUAACUCAUCUCUUCCUGCAGGAAGCUACUUGAAUUCAGAGGGCGAUCAUGUGAUUGCAAAUGGAGAGCUCUCAGCAGGCUCUAGAGGUGGUGCUUUGGAUGCUAUUUCUUCUGUGCUACCACCUCAAGAUGCAGCUGUAGACAGAACCACCAGCUCGGAAGACUAUUUAAAUGCCCAAAAUGCAGUGUUUAAUGACACCAGAAGUUGUUCUGAAGGCGACCCAUCUUUGGAUAGGAACUCUUCAGCCAGUCGGCAUUCUGUAGUUUCACCUGUGAAGCUGAUGGUGGAGUCAUCUUCCUCUGGAGGCAGGGGUGCCGAGGAAGGCAUACCACCUCCACGCAUCGCAGAUGUUAUAGACAGGCAGGAGAGCAUAAUGCAAGGCAUGUUCUCCCAUACUGGAACAUCGCAGGGAGAGAAAGGCCAAUUGCAGAGCAUCCAGGACCACGACGUUCCAGAGUCAUGUGAUAAGACCACUACCCAGCCAUGUGGCACUAAGCUCCCAAAUGGACAUGGAGGCCACAGUGCACAUAAAUUGACUGAGUGGGACGAUCCUAACUCAUCUCUUCCUGCAGGAAGCUACUUCAAUUCAGAGGGCGAUCAUGUGAUUGCAAAUGGAGAGCUCUCAGCAGGCUCUAGAGGUGGUGCUUUGGAUGCUAUUUCUUCUGUGCUACCACCUCAAGAUGCAGCUGUAGACAGAACCACCAGCUCGGAAGACUAUUUAAAUGCCCAAAAUGCAGUGUUUAAUGACACCAGAAGUUGUUCUGAAGGCGACCCAUCUUUGGAUAGGAACUCUUCAGCCAGUCUGUCAACUCCGAAACACUCUCUCAGGACGUUUUCCUCUAGCACUUUCCUCAACACUGACUCUGCUCGUCUCAGUCGGUAUGAUGAUGAGACCUUUUCCACAUCAGAUAGACCUGAUGACUCGAUCUUCACGGACGUGAGUCUGAAACCCAGGAACACUUAUGAGAUCAGUCGGCGUCAGAGUGCUCCAGACAACAUCCCUGGUGUGUUAAGUGUUGCUGUCGCAGAUCUGACUCUCAGUCAAAGGAAACAGGGCAUCUCUGAGAUCUUCAACAGAAGUCUGUUCUCCAGAAAGCAGAGGGAGGCCCACAGUGCACCAGGAUGGAAACUGUUUGGAAAGGUCCCACUGAGAGAGAGUCCUCCCAAAGACUCCAAAAUCAUUCAGCAGGAAAGUAACCCAGGCAAUCUCACAUCUGUAUCUACGCCCAAUCUCUUAAAUUCAGGGGAGUACGAGGCCAGGGCGUCUAAAUCGGACCAGAGUCCCUCCCUGCCCACUCAGGGUCGACGGAAGAACCUGGAAUUCGAGCCACUCUCCACCACGGCGCUCAUUUUAGAGGACCGUCCCGCGAGCCUCCCUGCUAAAUCGGAGGAGGAAGCGCAGCGCCACCGUCAGGAGUACGAUGAAAUGGUGGCCGAGGCCAAGAAAAGAGAGCUGAAGGAGGCUCAGAAGAAGAAAAAGCAGAUGAAGGAAAGAUUUAAACAGGAGGAAAGCAUCGCUAACGCCAUGGUGGUUUGGAACAACGAAAUCCUUCCCAACUGGGAGAGCAUGCGUGGUACGCGGCGUGUGAGGGAUCUGUGGUGGCAAGGUCUUCCGCCCAACGUGAGGGGGAAAGUCUGGAGUCUGGCCAUUGGAAAUGAGCUGAACAUAACCUCAGGUUGUGAUUCAGUGGAAGCAGCUGAUCCAAAUAAAGUGGGUACUGAGCCAUCUUUCAAGAGCAAGUGUUUUGUGAAUCCCUCGUUGAACUCCCUGAGAUUAGAGAAGCAGCCGUCAAUCCUCAUGUCUAAAUUGUGGUAUUGUGUUAUAGCGGACAGUGCCGACCGUGAGUCCAGUCUGGAUCUGAUCAAACUGGACAUCUCGCGCACAUUUCCUCCGCUCUUCAUCUUCCAGAAGGGUGGGCCAUACCAUGAUCUCCUGCAUAGCCUUCUGGGCGCAUACACCUGCUACAGACCUGACGUGGGAUAUGUUCAGGGAAUGUCCUUCAUAGCUGCUGUGUUGAUUCUCAACCUGGAGGAGGCCGACGCUUUCAUCGCCUUCGCCAAUCUCCUCAACAAACCCUGUCAGAUGGCUUUCUUCAGAGUGGACCACGAGCUGAUGCUGAAGUACUUUGCGGCAUUUGAGGUGUUUUUUGAGGAAAACCUCCCCAGACUUUUUAAUCACUUCAAGAGUUAUAACCUCACGCCUGACCUGUAUCUGAUAGACUGGAUCUUCACCCUCUACACUAAGUCCCUGCCGUUGGAUGUGGCGUGUCGGGUGUGGGACGUGUUCUGCAGAGACGGGGAGGAGUUCCUGUUCCGCACGGGGCUUGGGAUUCUGCGGCUCUAUGAGGACGUGCUCCUGCAGAUGGACUUCAUCCACAUCGCUCAGUUCCUGACCAGACUCCCGGAGGACACGCCGUCUGAACGCCUCUUGAGCUGCAUCGCCAACACUCAGAUGAUCAGCAGCAACAGGAAGUGGGCCCAGGUGUUUAAUGCCCUCAUAAAGGAUAAAGAAAUGGAAAAAAGCAUCAGUCCUACAGUGAAAACCUCUUGAACUCUCACCAGUUUUAUAUUUCCAGUUGACUUCAACUCUCGAUUAGAAGAGGGGAUUGUAUAAAACAGGCUCAAAGAAAUGGAAUGAAAGAAAAAGCUCAACUUGAUACCUUUGUAACCAUGCCAGUGUUACUGAAGUUACACAUAUGUGUGAAUUAAAAAUAUAAGCCUUUUAUGAGAAAAUAUUCCACCAGCUUAGUCGUGUACUGUACCAGAUACCAGCAUCAGGCUUUCUCUUAAUCUUCCUCCUUAUGGAGAGGACUGGUGCCGGCAUACGCACUCAUUUUGUAUGCUGAAGUUUAUUUUGGAAGCAUAUCCAUUCAGAGCCUGUUUAAUGCACUUGAGAUUUUAAUAAUGGAAUAUCCAGGUUCUGUGAUUUUUAAAUGUGAUUCUUUUAAGUGGUUUUGUUUUGUAGGACAAGACCUUAAUGAAGUGCAAUAGAAAUUUUAAAAAUAAAUCCAAUGCAGGAAUAAUGCAUAUAGUGUGUUGAGGUGUUUGAAAGCAUUUUGUUGCUUCUUGCCGAAGAAUUAUUGCAUUUCUUGCGGUCCUAUUGUGCUACUUUAAUUUGUUCUUUUAAAACACUAAUAUAUAGCUUCAUUUUAAUGUUAGUAAGACAGUGAUGAAUGCAUUCAGAGAUUUUUGCAUUUUGCAAACUGACAUUUGCCAGUUAAAGAAAAAGAGUGUGUGGCGUAAUACAUUUUUGUCUGUUUUAUUUUAGUUUGACCAAAAAAUAUUUGACCAAAUGCAUUGUUUAUCAUGCAUUUCAACCUAAUAUCUGUAAAUAUUGGGUUUCGAAACAUUUUUCCAAUUGGUAAUGUUGCAUCUUGAAGAAAAAUGUAAAUUGUGUCAUUAAUUCUUGGUUUGUUUUC
This is a messenger RNA of Sinocyclocheilus grahami, 3714 nucleotides long. RefSeq names its product TBC1 domain family member 12-like. Gene Ontology annotation, molecular function: small GTPase binding; GTPase activator activity. Lineage: Eukaryota; Metazoa; Chordata; Actinopteri; Cypriniformes; Cyprinidae. The transcript is spliced from 14 exons. Bases 24 to 2846 code for a protein of 940 amino acids. Gene Ontology annotation, biological process: regulation of GTPase activity. The record is from RefSeq and is a predicted model, not a curated record.